Poecilia latipinna (sailfin molly) is the source of this 2762-nucleotide messenger RNA. RefSeq names its product histidine decarboxylase (gene hdc). The record is from RefSeq and is a predicted model, not a curated record. The coding region runs from base 52 to 2064 and encodes 670 amino acids. Gene Ontology annotation, biological process: histamine biosynthetic process; L-histidine catabolic process. The transcript has 12 exons. Gene Ontology annotation, molecular function: pyridoxal phosphate binding; histidine decarboxylase activity. Gene Ontology annotation, cellular component: cytoplasm. NCBI's taxonomy places the organism in Eukaryota, Metazoa, Chordata, Actinopteri, Cyprinodontiformes, Poeciliidae.
CUGCAGCCAGUUGCAGCUCUGCUCAGUUAAAGACAGGACUCUUCUCCAAAAAUGCAGGUUGAGGAAUACAACCGCAGAGGUAAGGAGCUGGUGGACUACAUCACAAAGUAUCUGAGCUCGAUCAGGGAGAGGAGAGUCAUCCCAGACGUGAAACCCGGCUACAUGCGGGAGCUGCUUCCCGAAGCCGCGCCGACCGAACCAGAGGACUGGGAGGACAUCUUCAACGACGUUGAGAAAGUCAUCAUGCCCGGGGUGGUUCACUGGCAGAGCCCUCACAUGCACGCCUACUACCCCAGUCUGACCUCAUGGCCCUCCAUGUUGGGGGACAUGUUGGCCGACGCCAUCAAUUGUGUGGGAUUCAGUUGGGCCUCCAGCCCAGCCUGCACAGAGCUGGAAAUGAAUGUGAUGGACUGGUUGUGCAAAGCGCUGGGGCUUCCCUUUUUCUUCCUGCAUCAUCAUCCUGACAGCAUGGGUGGAGGUCUGCUGCAGAGCACCGUCAGUGAGGGGACGCUAGUUGCUCUUCUGGCGGCCAGGAAGGACAAAAUCCUGCAGCUGAAGGCCGAGCUGGACCAGGAAGUGGACGACUCGGUUCUCAACUCAACGCUGGUGGCCUACGCUUCAGACCAGGCCCAUUCGUCGGUCGAGAAGGCAGGUCUGAUCGCUCUGGUGAAGAUCAGGUUUCUUCCCCCAGACGAGAAGCUGUCACUGAGAGGAGAGACUCUGAAGCAAGCCAUUCAGGAGGACAGGAGAAGGGGCCUCGUUCCCUUUAUGCUGUGUUCAACUCUAGGAACGACAGGAGUGUGUGCAUUCGACAAGCUCUCCGAACUGGGACCAAUCUGUGAAGAAGAGGGACUGUGGCUUCAUGUUGAUGCUGCCUAUGCCGGCUCAGCCUACUUCUGUCCAGAGCUGCGCUGGUCCCUGGAGGGCAUCGACUUCGCACAGUCUUUUGUUUUCAACCCUUCGAAGUGGAUGAUGGUUCACUUUGACUGCACAGCUUUCUGGGUAAAGGACAAACAUAAACUCCAGCAGACCUUCAGUGUGGAUCCCGUCUACCUCAGACAUGAAAACUCGCGGGCAGCCACAGACUUUAUGCACUGGCAAAUUCCCCUCAGCCGGCGUUUCCGAUCUCUGAAGCUCUGGUUCGUCAUGCGCUCCUUUGGGCUGAAAAACCUCCAGGCUCAUGUCAGACAUGGGAUUGAGAUGGCGAAACUCUUGGAGUCUCACAUAAGGAGUGACCCAAAUUUUGAGGUUCCUGCUGAGAGACAUCUCGGCUUGGUGGUUUUCUGUCUGAAAGGAGGAAACGCUUUGACCCAGGAGCUGCUGAGGAGACUGACCCGUUCUGGCACCAUGUACCUCAUCCCAGCAGAAAUCCACAUGAAACGCAUCAUUCGGUUCACGGUGACGUCACAGUUCACCACGGCGGAAGACAUCCUCAAGGACUGGGCCUUUAUUUCUAAAACUGCUGACACUCUGCUCACUGAGAAGCUCGGCUUCAACAAAGCUGGCCAGCUGAGAUCCGGCGUGCAAAAGGCUCCAGGGAAAGAAGGGAAUCCAGAUCCCCACCUGGACGCCAUGGCUGACGAAAAGGAAGACGUGGUCACCCAGCUGGAGAAGGCUCAGAUAGAUCUGUGGAUCGACAAAGCUUGGAAUCGACCCAGGAGGCCGAUGCGCUCCCUCAGCUGCAGCAGCGAGCCUCUGCCCUACUGGGCGCUGUUUAGCUUUGACUGUGAAACGACACCUGGUCUGCAGGACGGAGCGCACGGCCUCCCCGUGCCGUCAGCCACAGAAUCCGGCCCUAUGUCGACGAUCGCCGAGAUGCCUUCGAGUCUUCCGGGGAAACAGGUCCUGAAAAAGCUGACAAAGUUCUACAGUGUUCCCAGUUUCUGCAACCAGUGGGCCCAGUGCAGCAGACACCCGCUAAACUGCCCUCUGAAGGUGGCGCACACCGGUCAGAAAGCCCUCUCCUCCAGCUGCAGGAGGGUGAACCUCAUGCUCUCUUCCCCUGCUGCAAACUCGCCUCCUACCUCUCCACUGGAAAGUGCCAAUGGUGCCGAACCUCAAUAACUCUCAAAUCAACGAACGGCAGUUCAGUCAGCUCGCAACCUUCAAUAAUGUCGACAAAAAUACAUUUUUUGUAAGCUUUGUGUCUUCUUUGUUUUUAUUUCCAAUAAAAGUACACCCCGCUCACCGUUUCUGUGUUUCACUCUGGUUUUCUUCCUCACCGAGUCGUAGAUGGAGCUAUUACUAGCACUAACUGCAAGCAUACAUGUUCUUUUGUUUCUCAGUUAUUAUAGAGCGUACUUUGUUUAUUUCUUUAUACAAUACAAAGUACUUCAGACUUAGGUUAUCUGAGUUUAGCCAGUUAUUUUUUUGUUUGGUUGUUUGAGUUGUCUGAAUUGAGUCACAGCUCAAACUUCUAAUGCCAUUAACUAUAUACCAUAACACUUUGUGUUUCAUUAUCAUAGAAAGGACUCCUGGAUCAAUGCCACUGCUAUCAACCUUUUAUUUAUUUUAAUUGAGCCAGAAAGCUGACAUGUACCUUCUAUACUUUUACUUUUACUGCAUCAAAGAAAGUAUUUCUAGUUCAGUUUUUUGUGUCUAGUCUCUUUUUUACUGACAAAGCUAUUGCUACCAACAACUAAAUAUAGAUACUCUAAUUUUUAUUACUGUAGAAGGUAACCCUGGUUUUGCAGUUCUGUUUAGUUGUGUGGAAAUUUAUUUAUCUUUUUUUUUUUUUUGACUAAGCUGUUGAUGGACGAUUG